CUUCAAGAUCACUUGAAAGCCAGUAUGAAAGUUGCAGCCAUCCUGAUUGUCUGUUUGUUUCAUGGAUCCGUCAUCUUAUCCAAAUCUUUAAAGGAGAAAGAUGAACGUCUAUCCUGUAACAUUCGUCGUUAUGAUUUGGACUCGGAUGGGAAAAUUCAGCGUGAAGAGUUUUUGAAGGCAACUCUUGGAUACAAGAAGCAUGACCCUGAAAAAUUGUUCGAACGCCUAGAUAUGGACAAAGACGGAGAAAUUGAGUAUGCAGAAUUUCGAAAAAGUGCACCAGGUCUUCAAAGAGAUGGUGUGCUUGGUCCAUGUAAACGCAAAUGGUGCAUUGGUAUUUGUUUAUGGAAAUAAUGAAGAAGAUAAGAUUGAUGUGUAAAUCUGACUUUGUUCAAUAAA
Saccostrea echinata is the source of this 399-nucleotide messenger RNA. RefSeq names its product calmodulin-4-like. The record is from RefSeq and is a predicted model, not a curated record. The coding region runs from base 25 to 354 and encodes 109 amino acids. Gene Ontology annotation, molecular function: calcium ion binding. The transcript has 3 exons. Lineage: Eukaryota; Metazoa; Mollusca; Bivalvia; Ostreida; Ostreidae.